UUCCGCCGCCAUCUUGAGCCAGUCACCUUGCACACGUUUCUGAAAGGCAGUCCGGCUGCACACGACACUUUAACAUUUCCAUCAAUCAACGAUUAGUCCGUCAAUUUACGCGUUAUUGAAAAAAAAAAGUUUUUGUAACAAUUGUUUUGAAAAUAGACACACGAAAAACAAAUUCUGUAAAUUAAAAAAAAAUGUUUGACAUGAAAUUUUUUAUCAUUUUUGUGGCUGUCGUAACUUUAAAAUUAGGUCAGCCUACUAACAGCCAACGCCUUGACGUUUAUAGUAGAUUACUUCAUGCAGGCAAUAGCUUUUUAACUGUAGAAAAUGUUGAUCACUUUGCGGACACUUUGUUUGGUCGCCUUACUUGUGAAGUCCGAAAUCUGACCAGUGAUGAAGGAUGCAACAGAAAAAUAUGUUACAACAUCUCCGAGAUACUGGGUCAGGUUUCUGGUCAUGUCUCCACUACUGAGGUGUCCAGGGAGCAGCUGGCCCAUCUAUCUGUGCUACUGAUUUACUAUGUCGGACACAUCGACUCAAAGUGUGGUACGAAGGUGGAUGCAACCAACACUACCGUGGCCGCAGCUCACGCCUAUAUGACCAACAUGACAGCCACGCCACACGGAAUUGGAGACUUCCUUAACUCUGUCAAGAAACAUCUUGCUGAAACGAAUCACAACCAUACGUCAGAAGGAAGUGAAACCAAUUCUUUAGUUCUUAAAGAAAAGUGUUUAAGUGAAGACGCCAUCAGCUACUACCUGAUGUCAGAUGACAGAGACAUUGAUCAGCUUGCCACUCUGCUCUCCUAUAUGAUUUAUGCAGAUUAUGAGAUAGAGGACAAGUGUCGACUACUCCCAGAUAAGGAUGCCUUUGCAGCUGUGCUGAUCAAAGAGUUUGGGGAUGGUAGCAUGAUCAAUUUAGAAGGAUUGAGUAAAUUGAUGGAAACUCUAGGCAUUUUGCCGACCCCCCAUUCUACAGCUGACGAAUCAAGCCACAGCCAUGAUAGGAAAAAGAGAAGCACUACUAACGGCAAGCUGGUGUCUCAAAAUUCAAACUUAAGACACAGGCGACAAACUGGCUCUGAAAUCAAAGAAUGUUUUUCCCCUGCUCAGUUGAUGGCAAUCUUUGACUCCCAGUCUGGUCUGAAUAAAACUAAUUUUGAGCUACUAUGUCCUGCCUUGAUCAACCAAAAAUUGUAUGGUGCCUGCUCUGAGUCGACAUCUGUGAGCAAUAUUUCUGAUGCUGAAAAAUUUGGCUAUGGAACCUUGGCAGUAUUCAUCAUCUGUCUGUGUUCAGUUCUUGGAUUGAUUGUUGUACCAUGUGCAUCCAAGAAAGUUUAUAACUUUAUUUUGUCAUCAUUUCUUGGCUUGGCAGUUGGCACUCUAUUUGCUGAUGCUAUAUUACAUCUGAUACCUAUGGCAAUGGGAAUACAUGAUCAUGGUGAAGAAGGUCAUGGUCACUCACAUGAAGACAGUGAUGCAAUAGUUGUGGAGGAAUAUGUCAAAUAUGGCUUGGUGAUAAUUGGAGGUCUCUACUUGUUUUAUAUUAUAGAACUGCUGAUGGAGAAUCUGGGUCACCAUUCACACAGCCACAGUGAACAUGAUCAUAGUGAGAAUAGUUAUCAAGUCACUGAAAUUUCUGAAGGGCCUGACAAAUUGAAAACUGAAAAUGACAGCCAUGGGAUUAAGACAUCAAAAAAUGGAGUUACACCCUUGGCUGUGAUGAUUAUUCUUGGGGAUGGUCUUCACAACUUAGCUGAUGGUCUUGCCAUUGGUGCUGCAUUCUCUGGUAGCAUAUCUGUUGGAGUUGGCACCUCUAUUGCUGUGUUUUGUCAUGAGCUUCCACAUGAACUUGGUGAUUUUGCUGUGUUGAUCAAGUCUGGAAUGAGCAUAAAGAAGGCACUGGGCCUGAACUUUCUGUCUGCACUUACAGCUUUCAUUGGCCUGUAUGUUGGCAUUGUAGUCUCAGCCAAUGAUGUAGUCAGAGCUUGGAUAUUUGCUAUAACUGCUGGCAUGUUUAUAUAUAUCGCCCUUGUAGAUUUGAUGCCACUUCUCAUAAAAAGCAAACAUGUAUUGGAUCUUGUCUUGAGUAACAUAGGCAUUCUUACAGGAUUUGCAAUUAUGCUGAUAAUUGCCAUAUUUGAAGAACACAUAAAAAUUUAAUUGUUCAAAAAAAAAAAAAAGGACCACUACUUUUCUUUGCUCUACUGGCUUGAAUUUGUUUCCAGAACCAUUUAGAUAUCAGCGAGUGUCCAGUCUUUCAGAGCUUGUUGUUACGUAACUAAGAGACUGUGUGUGAAAUAUGUUCAUACACUUUUAUAUCAAUCCGUCCAAAAGCAAAAAACAAAAUUUAAUCUGAAAAAAAAAAUGAUAAAAUAUUUUCAAAUAGUUGUUUAUUUUAUUACUGAAAAUCUUUGAAAAAAAUAUUUACAAAAUUAUGUUGGAUUUUUUUUUAAAAUUUAAACAAUAAAAAGCGUUUGUAGAAAAAAUAUUAACUUUAUUAACUAAGCAAAGAUAAGCCUACUUACUUUAAAUGACUGUAUUUAUACCAUAAUGAUCAUUUCAAGACACAAAUUCUUUCAUUUAUUAAAAAAAACUGUUUUAACAUAUGUAUAAUGUCCAUAUAAUUAUCAUGAUGAAUUUGUAUAACGGUAUAUUCAAGAUAAAAAACAAGAGGUUAUAAUUAAAUAUGUAUGAAAACUUGCUUUAAAAAAACUGAAAACUUCUUGUUUACCUAAUAAUAAAUCGCACAAAUUUGAAAUUAAUUUUCUUUUGCUUUAAAAAAUAUAUUAGGCAAAAACGUAAACCCAAUACAUAUUAUGUAAUUUGUAUAUUUAUCAGAACCAAUAUUAUUUGACCUUUGACUCCGUAACAGAAAGUAUGGACUGAAGUUAUCUUCUCUUACUUAGCAGAAGUCAUCAGCAUUAGUGUAUCUAAAGAUAUGCUGGUGCAAAAGGGAUUUUUUAAUAGCCAUUUCUGGACAGACUUCCUUCUCUGUAUCUUUACCUUGUCUCUUAAUGUUGAUAUGUUGACCAGCUCCUUACAUUUUCUUUUUUAUUUCUUGCCAUGCAGAGUGUCUCAACUAAAACUAAAUCUGUCCAUUUAUUCCCAAUGUUUCUUCUAACAUUUGGUUUGUCCAGGGCCAGAUUUAGACUUGAUAAGACCCUAAGCUAUUUGAGAUAUAGGGCCCCUUGUAUCAACGUAAGGUAGUUUAUUCCUAUGCUUUUUCUUCAAAAUAAUGUUUUGGGGGGCCCCCAGGCAAGUGGGAGCUUUAAGCUGAUGCUUAUGUUGCCUAUAGGUUAAAGCAUUGGGUCUGUCCAUUCAUUCCCAAUGUGUUUUCUAACAUUAGGUCUGUCAAUUCAUUCCAAGUGCAAGGCCAGCUUUAGAUAAUUGGAGGCCCUAGGUGAAGAGAGUUUGGUGGCCCCAAAUGAAAUUGAAAAAUAAAAAGCGAAAUAAUAAAAUGACGCAAUUUAUUUAAAACUUAAUGUACUCCAACAAUAACGUAGGGCAAAAGUUUCGCUAUUUUUUCUCUUAAACAUUGUUUUGAGUCCUGUGAGAGGCCACCCACCAAUCGGGGUUUGACUAUGCCUAAGACUGGCCCUGUCCAGCGUCUCUUCUAACAUUAAAUCUGUCCAUUCAUUUCUAGCUUUAUGCCUGCCAAUUAAUCUCACUUUUGUUUUCUUUGCCUCUGGAAACAUUCCUCGUAGGAUUGUCUCUCUAGGUCUCAAGGAUCUUGUGAAAUGUUCUGACCAUUUUGUUAUGUACUAGCUUUAUAGCGGUAAGGAAUUUCUCAUUAUUCCUAAAGAACAAUAUGUUCCAAGUCGCUGUUAUUGUUCAAGAUUUGUUAGUAUACUGAAAAAUAAACUGGGGGCUUAAUAAUGUAGGUUAUUUUAUUUAAAUAAACUAUAAAUAUAAAUUUGCAACUGUUCAAUAUCCAUUAUUAUAAUUUUCAACUAGUAAUGGGCUUUAACUUUUUGAAGAAUUUAGUAUAUCAACCAGUUCUAGAAAAAAAAUAAUAUUAUGUUAACCUUCACAGAAUUUGACUUUUAUGUUACAAUUAACACCUGGUGUCAACCCAGCACUGAUCAUAAAGUUCCCCUUUCAGACCUUGAUAUUUUUAAGGCAGAUUUGUUUCUUUGGCCAAUAGUUAAGGAGAAGGGAGUCAUGUGACCAGCACACCAACCAACAGCCUUUAUUUUCCCCAACUAAAGUCAGGUAUCCAUUAGAGUUGGGUGGAUUCAGAGGGCGCCCUAAAAUCAAUGGAGGUUGAUGUUGCGCAAUAUUGUGUUGUAUUUUAUUAUGUAUAGUGUUCUUGUUGUAAAACUUUACUGUUGUAAUGAUGUGUAUAUAUAACAUUUGUUGUAUUAAAAUAAUAAAACAUAAAUUCUUUCACAAUAUUGUUUGGUAGAAUGUGAA
Molecule: messenger RNA, 4412 nt
Organism: Biomphalaria glabrata
Lineage: Eukaryota; Metazoa; Mollusca; Gastropoda; Planorbidae
Product: metal cation symporter ZIP14-like
Exons: 15
Coding region: 192-2159 (655 amino acids)
Biological process (GO): intracellular zinc ion homeostasis; zinc ion import across plasma membrane
Cellular component (GO): membrane
Molecular function (GO): zinc ion transmembrane transporter activity
Source: RefSeq, a predicted model, not a curated record